Molecule: messenger RNA, 1353 nt
Organism: Colletotrichum tamarilloi
Lineage: Eukaryota; Fungi; Ascomycota; Sordariomycetes; Glomerellales; Glomerellaceae
Exons: 2
Coding region: 1-1353 (450 amino acids)
Biological process (GO): aromatic amino acid catabolic process; positive regulation of transcription by RNA polymerase II
Cellular component (GO): nucleus
Molecular function (GO): DNA-binding transcription factor activity, RNA polymerase II-specific
Source: RefSeq, a predicted model, not a curated record
AUGAGAAUAAUCGGCACAAUCGAGAGUCUGCUGCUCAUCUCCGACUGGCACCCUCGAGCCAUUCAUUUCCCUCCGGAUACAGAGGGCUGGGAUGCUAUGCUGAUCGAUCUGGAUUACGACCGAGAGAACCGGAGACGAACUAACGAUGAGGAACCCCUCCUCCGUUGGCGCAAGGAUGUUUUUGAGCCUGCGAAAAGAGCGAGCAGGAUGUCGUGGAUGCUCCUGGGCCUUGCGACGAAUCUUGCCUACGAGCUUGGAAUAUUAUCAAGCGGUCAACGCGCAGACUAUACGGCGUCAAAGGUUGCAGAUUGUCGCAAGUUUCGAGCUCGAAAGCUGCUUUAUGCCUACAUGACUCAAACCGCAACGAGACUUGGGUAUAGCUCCGUCUUCCCCGAGAGUGUGUCCAUUGCAGCCUCGAGAUCUUCGAUGAAAGACAUGGACCAUUCUUCACAGGCCUCAUGGGCAUCGUACAUGGAUAUCUACCUUGAGUUCACCCGUCUCUCAAAAGUAGCUUCGUCAAUGUUCUUCCAAUCUGUGGAACAUUUGGAAGGCUUACUUCAGAGCGAUGGCUACCCAGAUCUGUUGGAUCAUUUCCUGAGCUCUCUUAGCAACUGGAAGGUCUCAUUUGAUGCAGACUGCAAAGCUGGGCUGUUAAGAACAUCACUAUCUAUCGAGUACUACCACAUUAGAGCUUGCAUAGGUGCCAUAUCAAUACAGGCAGUCGUACGAAGAGCUGCGACAGCCAGAGCACAUGGAAUUGAGAAGGACAGUCUAGCCGGCUAUAUGACGGCCCAGGAUGCUAGAUUUCUGCAAGAGGUUGUGUCGGAUAGCAGUGAAGUGCUACGCAUUGCCACUCGGACAUCUUUUCAGUCACAUCUUGCAUAUGCGCCAGCAAGUGUCAGGAUCAGCGUGAUAUCUGCAUCCGUCUUCUUGUUAAAGGCCCUCAGUCUCGGAUCACCUGCGACAGAUGCUCCUUCAGCCCUACGGACGUUAGAUCGAUGUGUGACCGCGUUGGGAAGGUACCCGCCCGACGACAUGGAUUUUGCACUGAGAUACGCCCAUCUCAUUGAGCAACAUACCAAAUUCCUGAAGUCAAAUCUCUUCGUUGUAUCUGUACCCCAGAGAGCGCUCAACGAUACCCAAGACAGCCUGAGUGGAUUUGGACUCACGCUGCCAACUCUUCCGCCUGAUCAAAGUACCAACGAUGGCGUGUCUACGGAUCAGAACGGGAUCUGGCGGGCUCUGCAAUUUGACUCCAGCAUUGCUCCUUUCAGUGACAACACAGAUCAGCUUUACCAGGGGUUCGACAUCGACUCACUCAACUUUCUAUGGAACCUCCCAGAUAUCAGUUAG